Molecule: messenger RNA, 2135 nt
Organism: Daucus carota subsp. sativus
Lineage: Eukaryota; Viridiplantae; Streptophyta; Magnoliopsida; Apiales; Apiaceae
Exons: 6
Coding region: 139-1617 (492 amino acids)
Source: RefSeq, a predicted model, not a curated record
UUGGUAAAACCAAAGAGAGAGUCUAGAGGAAGAAUUCUACUAGCAAGAGUAGUGUACGUAAUACUAGUGCCGCCAGUGCCGACACAAGUAUGCUAAUUAUGCUGCUGCAUAUGAGCCAGAGAUCAAAGUUUUACUAUCAUGGGUUUGCUUUCUAAAUCCAAACCCAGAUCUCUCUUCCUCUACCCUCGUUAUGUUUACCCUUUUGCUGCCUUCCUCUCUCUCUCCCUCUUCCUCCUCUUUCAGGUGCAUAAUUAUGUAUCUCGGACCAAAACAGUUGCAGGUCACAACUUAGAGCCAACCCCGUGGCAAAUAUUUCCUGAUACAGAAAAGAGCAAUUUUGAAACUGGAUUCACAAAAGCUUCUAAGGUGAUACAAUGUUCUUAUUUCACAUGUGGAAGCGGCAACAAUGUUCCAGUUCAAAGUAAACUGUCUAUGUCAAGUAAAUAUGGUGAGAAUUGCCCUGAAUUCUAUAGAUGGAUACACCAUGACCUGGAGCCAUGGCACAAGUCACGAAUAUCGUUGGCUCAUCUGAUGGCAGCUAAAGAGACUGCUGCUGCAUUUCGUGUUGUGAUUAUUGACGGAAGACUCUAUGUUGAUUCCUUCUAUGGAUGCGUGCAAAGCCGUGCUCUUUUCACUGUUUGGGGUUUUGUGCAGCUCCUGAGGAGGUAUCCUGGGCAGAUUCGGGACGUGGAUUUAAUGUUUGAUUGUAUGGACAAACCUAUUAUCAAUCGGACCGAGCAUGCGUUAUGGCCUUUCCCUCUAUUUCGCUAUUGCACUUCAGCUCAACACUUUGAUAUCCCAUUUCCCGAUUGGUCCUUCUGGGGCUGGGAGGAGGUGAAUGUAUCACCCUGGGACGAAGAAUUUAAAAGUAUCAAAAAAGGUGCAAAUUCUAAAAGUUGGAAAAAGAAGAUUCCUUAUGCCUACUGGAAGGGUAAUCCAGAUGUUGUCUCUCCUAUUCGUCUAGCAUUGCUGGAAUGUAAUGACACAGAGCUGUGGGGUGCGAGAAUUAUGCGACAGAACUGGACGGAAGAAGCAGAACAUGGGUUUUCCAAGUCUAAACUAUCAAAUCAAUGCAAAAAUCGGUAUAAGAUCUAUGCAGAAGGUUAUGCGUGGUCCGUAAGCCUGAAAUAUAUUCUAGCAUGCGGUUCUGUCCCUCUUAUAAUACAUCCUGAAUAUGAAGACUUCUUUAGUCGUGGUCUUUUUCCAAAGAAGAACUACUGGCCUAUAUCUCCUACAAAUUUAUGCCCUGCGAUAAAGUAUGCUGUUGAAUAUGGUAACAAACAUGCUCGUCAGGCGGAGGCAAUGGGAAAAGCAGCACAAAAUCUCAUGGAAAGUAUAAGCAUGGAUGGGGUAUAUGAUUAUAUGUAUCAUUUGUUAAAUGAAUACUCAAAACUGCUGGACUUUAAGCCUGUUCGACCUUCAACUGCUAUAGAAGUAUGCUAUCAAUCUCUUCUUUGUUACGCUGACGAAAAAAAGAGAAAGUUUUUGGAAAGAUCCACUGCAUUUCCAUCUCUAAAUCCUCCGUGCAAACUACCACCUCGAGACGAUAAUUAUAUCAAAAGUUGGAUGGAAAAGAAGAGCAAAGCUAUUGAGGAGGCUGAGAUUAUACCCCCUUAAUUCUGAAAAAACGCAGACUACAGGAAAAAUAUUCGAAAUUCCAUAAAUACUUUGAUGUAUAUAUAUGCUUGAGCAGUUGAGCUGGCCAUGUACUUGCCAAUACUUUUGCAUUUGAGAUUUUUCAUGUUUCUUCAGACAAAGGCCAAACUGACCUCUUCAUAAAAAGCAUUUCUACAAUUUAGGCCAGUAACUGUUGGGCACCAUAGUUACAGUUGCAUUAGAAGGAUGAAGCACACUUGCUUGAGUUUUUACCGGAGUCCAGCUCAUUGAACUUCGAAGAGAGGAUUCUGAAUAUAUCUGGCAGAAUCUGGAUGGGCAACCUCCUACGAAGUCUCUUUGCAAUCUGAGGUUAAAUGAUUAAGAAUAUGGAUUAGUUUUUUUAGAUGCAAGUGAUAUUUAGUUUAUUUGGAAGGUGAUCACUAGUUGGAUCAUAAGUUUCAGUUGCCAAGCCUCUUUGUUAUUGUGUCGUCAACAUGAUAUUGUAGUGAAUGGGCAUCAUUUUAUGUUUUUGAGCGCAA